Messenger RNA from Auxenochlorella protothecoides, 2124 nucleotides. RefSeq names its product Protein argonaute 1. The transcript is spliced from 4 exons. The record is from RefSeq and is a predicted model, not a curated record. Bases 1 to 2124 code for a protein of 707 amino acids. Gene Ontology annotation, molecular function: protein binding; RNA binding. Lineage: Eukaryota; Viridiplantae; Chlorophyta; Trebouxiophyceae; Chlorellales; Chlorellaceae.
AUGGGCGCAGUGGCGGUCGCCCGGGCCUGGCCCGCCGGCUCCUGGGCCUUCGACGGGCGCAAGGUCAUGUACGCGCCCGUGACCAGCCUCGUCCCCGCAGAGGGCCUGCGCCUGGAGGUGGAGGCCGCGCCGGCGGGCGAGGACAAGCCGCGGCGUCUGGCGGUGGUCAUCCGCCGCGCGGCCAUCGUGUCUGUCGCGGCGCUGCACCGCUUCAUCUCCGGCCAGCGCGACGAGGAGGAGUACGCCUACCACGCGCUGCAGUGCCUGGACAUCGUGCUGAAGCACCGCAUGGCCAUGGCCGAUCGGUCGCUGCCCGUGGCGCGCGGCGUGUUCUUCCGCGGCCCCGGCACGCGCUCGCUGGGCGGCGGCGCGGAGGUCUGGCUGGGCUACCAGCAGUCCCUGCGUCCCUGCCAGACCGGGCUGGCCCUGAACGUGGACAUGGCCGCCACCGCGGUGCUGGAGGAGAAGCCGCUGCUGGAGCUGGUGGCCGACAAGGUGGUGACCAGCCACACAGGCAUGACCAAGGCCAUCCGCCACCUGUCCCGGGGCAGCCCCUUCCAGGAGACCUUUGAGCGGGAGGGACGCCAGGUCAGCGUCGCCGACUACCUGGAGGCCCAGUACGGCGUGCGCCUGACCAACCGCGACAUGCCCUGCGUCGCCGUCGGCAACGGCACCGUGCUGCUGCCCAUGGAGCUGUGCCGCGUGGCACCGCGCCAGCGCCUGAUGCGCCUGGACGAGGCGCAGACGUCGGAGAUCAUCAAGAUUGCGGCCCAGCGCCCGGGCGACCGCCUGGCCGCCAUCGACCACGCCGUCAACCGCCAGGCCGCCUUCCCGGACGACCCCACUGCCCGCGCCUUCGGCCUGUCCAUCUCCUCGCGUACCGUGGAGGUGGGCGCACGCGUGCUGCCCAACCCCAUGCUCGCUUAUGGCUCGCCCGGCCGCUACGACCCCAAGGGCGGCGGCUCCUGGAACCUGCGCGACGUGCGAUUCCUCAAUGGCUCCAGCCUGCCCUCCUGGGCCGUAGUCUGCUUCGCCAACCAGCGCUUCGCGGCCGAAGAUCUGGAGGCGGCGCGCGGCCAGCACGGGCCCACCUUCAUGGCCGAGUUCGUGGACAUGCUGAACAAGUGCGGCGUGACCACGCCCCGCGAGUUCCCCCCCGUCGUCUACCCCGACCGCAACGCGACCGUCUACUCGGCGGUGACGGAGGCCAAGGCCAGGGCCCAGGCCGCCUUUGGCGCCCCCGCCGCGCUGGUCCUGGUUGUCCUGCCGGACACAGGUGCUGCGCUGUACCGCGAGGUGAAGCAGGCCAGCGACAGCAUGCUGGGCCUGCCCACGCAGUGCAUUGUGUCGCGCAAGGCGGGCAUUGGCUGCCCCGCGCGCGGGCGCCCCCAGUACUGCGCCAACGUGGCCAUGAAGGUGAACGCCAAGCUGGGUGGCUGCAACACGCGCCUGGGCGACGUGGAGCGCCUCCCCGUCCUGGGCGCGCGCCGGCCCUUCAUGAUCCUGGGCGCCGACGUGACGCACCCGCGCCCCGGCGAGGGCGGCCCCUCCAUCGCCGCGGUGGUGGGCAGCAUGGACGCCACCGCCACGCGCUACGCGGCGCGCGUGACCAUGCAGCGCGGCGGCCAGGAGAUCGUGGCCGAGCUCAAGGCCAUGGUCAAGAGCCUGUUGCUGGAGUUUUACGGCGCGACGCGCGGCAUGCGCCCCGAGUCGCUGCUCUUCUACCGCGAUGGCGUGUCGGAGAGCCAGUUUCUAGGAGGCACGGUGGUGGACAACGACAUCGCCCACCCCCACGACUUCUCCUUCUACCUCAACUCCCACUCUGGCAUCCAGGGGACCUCCAAGCCGGCUCACUACUCGGUGCUGGUGGACGAGAACAAGUUUGGCGCGGACGGCAUGCAGCUGCUCACCUACCACCUCUGCUACCUCUUCUGCCGCUGCACCCGCUCCAUCAGUGUCUGCCCGCCUGCGCAGUAUGCGCACCUGGCCGCCUUCAGGGGCAGGCUCAUGCUGCGCGGGGAGGGCGGCUCCGACACCGCCAGCUCCGCCUCGGGCGGGGGCGGCGGCACCGUCGAGUUCAUGUCCAUCAACCCCCGCCUCCAGAAGGCCAUGUUCUAUGUCUGA